AUGGAGAUGUCUUUGCAACUGAACUGCAAAACCGUGUUUCCCUACAGAGGCGGUUGUGUGAAGCUGAACCCGUUUUCUGGGGUGUUACCUCGUCGUUCUGUAACGUUUGCAAGUGUUUACACGUGUACACCGUGCAAAGUAGGUUGGGGUGCUUCUUUCGUCCGUGCCAGUGCAGAUUUUCCCCGGAGGAGGCAACAGAAGAAGGUGUCAGUUACAAGGCCCAAAGGCACUGCUGCAAAGGGUUUUGUCCCAAGCAAAAGGAAUGCAAGAGUGAAGAAGGGAGACUCAUUAACUCCUGUAGUCAGUGACGUUUCAGGGGGGGAUAAGAAACAAACAGUGGAUGUGAAUAUUGAUGAUGAUAAAGAAGGGGAAGUUGAAUUUUCGGAAGACGAGAGGUUUGAGGUUGUAGAUAGAACUGAUGAAAUUGUUGGGGAUGUGGGGGAAUUAUUGUUGUUAGAUGAGAGGGUGGAUGUUGUUGAAAGCAGUCAAGAUAACAUUUCUAUAAUUGAUGAGGAUGUUGAGGUUCUCGAGUUAAAGAAGGAGGAUAUUCCUUACAAUGGAGAUGUUGGGAUUGUUAAAGAUUCAGAAGAAGGGUUCUUAGAUCGCGCCCAAAUUGAUGAGAAUGUUAAAGAUGCAGAUACUGGUACUGUUGGUGAAAUAACUGAUGAAGCUGAUGAGGAAUCAAGCACUGCUAAUGAUGAUAGAAUAAAGGAGGAAGCUUCUCGGCAAUUGAGGUUAGAGUUGGAAGAAAAUCAGCGCCAGCAGGAGAUAGAGAGAAUUGCUGAGGAAAAACUUUCUCAAGGGACCAAGCUGUUUGUAUAUCCUCCUGUGGUUAAACCUGAUCAAGAUAUAGAAGUUUUCCUUAACAAGAGCCUUUCAGCACUAAGUGAGGAGCCAGACAUUCUGAUCAUGGGGGCAUUCAAUGAUUGGAAGUGGAAAUCUUUUUCCGUGAAGUUGAAUAAGACACGUCUCAAGGCGGAUUGGUGGUCUUGCCAACUAUAUGUGCCAAGAGAGGCCUACCAGGUAGACUUUGUGUUCUUCAACGGACAAAAUGUCUAUGACAAUAAUGACCAAAAAGACUUCUGCAUACCCAUUGAUGGAGGAAUGAAUGCAUUAGCAUUUGAAGAUUUCUUACUUGAGGAGAAACGUAAAGAAUUAGAAGAACUUGCUAGGGUGCAAGCUGAAAGAGAAAGACAAGCAGAAGAGCAAAGACGAAUGGAGGCAGACAGAGUUGCAAAGGAAGAGGACAGGUCACGGGCAAGGGUGGAGGUUCAAAGAAUGCGAGAAACAUUGCCGCAAUUGAUGAAAAAUGUUGUAAAAUCAAUUGAUAAUGUUUGGUAUAUUGAACCUAGUGAAUUUAAAGGCAAGGACUUGAUCAGAUUAUAUUAUAACAGAAGCUCAGGUCCUCUUGCACAUGCUAAUGAAGUAUGGAUUCAUGGUGGGCACAAUAAUUGGAAGUAUGGAUUAUCAAUCAUUGAAAGGCUUGUCAAGUCUGUUUUAAAAGGAGAUGACUGGUGGUAUGCCGAUGUUGUUGUACCUGACCAAGCUCUUGUCCUGGAUUGGGUCUUUGCUGAUGGUCCACCUCAAAAGGCAGGUGUGUAUGAUAACAAUGGUAAAAAAGAUUUCCACGCCAUUGUCCCUAUGGUUACACCUGAUGAACAGUAUUGGGUUGAGGAAGAGCAACUGAUAUACAGAAAAUUUCAGGAGGAGAGGAGGUUAAGAGAGGAAGCCAUACGUGCAAAGGCUGAAAAGACAGCACAAAUGAAAGCCGAAACAAAGGAAAGAACUUUAAAAAGAUUUUUGCUUUCUCAAAAGCAUAUUGUAUUCACUGACCCUCUUGAUGUUCAAGCAGGGAGUACAGUGACAGUAUUUUAUAAUCCCUCCAACACAAAUCUGAAUGGAAAGCCUGAGGUUUGGUUUAGAGGUUCAUUUAAUCGCUGGUCUCACCGUAAUGGUCCAUUGCCACCUCAGAGGAUGUUACCUGCAGAGAAUGGCACCCAUGUCAAAGCCUCUGGCAAUGGGUUUUUAGAGCCUGUGGAUUCCAUUGCAUAUGGAUUUGUUCAGAAAAAAAUUCAAUAUGCUACUGCAUAUAUUAGAGAUAAAUAUAAGGAUGGAGAGCUUUUUCUGUUGGCUGGCCUUGAUCUGGUGGGUAAAAAGACAUUGGCCCUGAAAAAGUUUAAUGAUUGUGUUUCUGCAGUUAAGGUUCCACUGGAUGCAUACAUGAUGGACUUUGUAUUCUCUGAGAGUGAACAUGGUGGAGUUUUUGACAACAAAUUUGGAAUGGAUUAUCACAUACCUGUUUUUGGAGGUAUUGUAAAGGAGCCACCUUUGCAUAUCAUCCAUAUUGCUGUGGAGAUGGCCCCAAUCGCAAAAGUUGGGGGCCUUGGUGAUGUUGUUACUAGUCUAUCCCGGGUUAUUCAGGAUUUAAAUCACAAUGUGGACAUCAUUCUUCCAAAGUAUGACUGCUUGAAUCUUAGCAACGUAAAGCAUUUUGAAUAUCACAAAAACUAUGUAUGGGGAGGGACUGACAUAAAAGUAUGGCAUGGAAAUGUUGAAGGUCUAUCUGUCUAUUUUUUGGAGCCUCAGAAUGGAUUCUUUCAAGUGGGCUGUGUAUAUGGUCGAGGGAAUGAUGCAGAGAGAUUUGGUUUCUUUUGUCAUGCUGCUCUCGAGUUUCUACUCCAAAAUGGAUUUCAUCCCGAUAUCAUCCACUGCCAUGAUUGGUCAAGUGCUCCGGUUGCAUGGAUAUUUAAAGAGAAUUAUGCACAUUAUGGUCUUAGUAAAACCCGACUUGUCUUCACUAUUCAUAACCUUGAAUUUGGAGCCCAUUUCAUUGGAAAAGCUAUGCAAUAUGCUGACAAAGCUACAACUGUCUCCCCCACAUAUUCAAGAGAGAUUGCUGGUAAUCCUGUAAUUGCUCCUCAUCUUCCCAAGUUCCAUGGUAUAAUAAACGGAAUCGAUCCAGAUAUAUGGGACCCAUAUAAUGAUAACUUCAUUCCUGUAUCAUACACAUCAGAAAAUGUUGUUGAAGGAAAAAGAGCUUCUAAGGAAGCCUUGCAACAAAAGCUUGGUUUAAAAAGAGCUGAUCUUCCUAUAGUUGGAAUUAUUACUCGAUUGACUCAUCAGAAAGGAAUUCAUCUAAUCAAACAUGCCAUGUGGCGCACCCUAGAACGUGGUGGACAGGUUGUAUUACUUGGUUCAGCCCCAGAUCCUCGUAUCCAAAAUGAUUUUGUGAAUUUGGCCAAUGAAUUGCAUUCCUCUUACAAUGAUCGUGCUAGACUUUCCCUUGCAUAUGACGAGCCUCUUUCACACUUGAUAUAUGCUGGUGCGGAUUUCAUUCUUGUUCCUUCAAUCUUUGAGCCAUGCGGACUCACUCAACUCACUGCAAUGAGAUACGGUUCAAUACCUGUUGUUCGAAAAACUGGAGGACUUUUUGAUACAGUAUUUGACGUUGAUCAUGAUAAAGAUAGAGCACAAGCACAAGGUCUUGAGACAAAUGGAUUUAGUUUUGAUGGAGCUGAUGUUGGAGGUGUUGAUUAUGCUCUCAAUAGGGCAAUAUCAACAUGGUAUGAUGGCCGUGAUUGGUUUAACAGUUUAUGCAAAAGGGUGAUGGAGCAAGACUGGUCUUGGAACCGGCCUGCUCUUGACUAUUUGGAGCUUUACCAUGCAGCACGCAAGUUAGAAUGA
Sphenostylis stenocarpa is the source of this 3684-nucleotide messenger RNA. Lineage: Eukaryota; Viridiplantae; Streptophyta; Magnoliopsida; Fabales; Fabaceae. The record is from the annotation of a GenBank genome assembly.